CCUUCAAGGAGCAUCCCAGCAUCUCGGCGCCAGCAAUCCAAUUCUCGAAAUCAUAUCGCCGAGAAAAACGAUACGCAGAUAGGAACAAUGAAGUUAUUGACGCUUCCAGAUUACAGAUGCCAUUGUGGUCUGAUAUAUGACGGCGCGUUCUACGCACAUCCACUUGCCAAAAGAAAGUAUCGAAUGACCAAUUGAUUAUUUGCAAUUGUUGGUAAAAAUGGCGGACUUGGAGAAGACAACGGUGAAGGCGACAAGUCUACCGACAAGCUCGGUAGAACAUGGUGUUGGCAAUGUCGGUCCUCUCAGAGAGUAUGUUGGCGAAUCCAGUGCCGCAGCGAACUCGGGACAACUUCAUCGGAAGUUCAAGGCUAGACAUGUGCAAAUGAUUGCGUUGGCUGGCAAUAUUGGGAGCGGCGUUUUCAUCAGUAUUGGUGCUGCUCUUCAAGUUGGCGGUGCCCCUGGUAUCCUCAUUGGCUACCCUUUGAUCUGUGUCAUGGCUAUUGCUAUGCUCACAGUCUUGGGUGAAGCUGUCUGCCUCUUUCCUACUUCGGGAUCCUUCAUUGAUCAUGCUUCUCGAUUUGUCGAUCCGGCUCUUGGAUUUGCCAUUGGAUUCUGUGAAUGGUUUGGAGCUUUGACAGUUGUUGCUGCUGAGGGAGCUGUGUUCCCAGUUAUUAUUAGCUACUGGACGACUGAGAUACCCGCAGCUGCUUUGAUGACUAUCUACCUAGUUGUUGUCUAUGCAUUCCACUUGAUGCCUAAUAGAUGGUUUGCCGAAUUCGAAUUCUGCACAGGAGCUGUCAAAGUAGUCACAAUGGCUAUUGUUCUUUUGACUUCCGUCGCUAUUGUUGCUGGUGCUGGACCGACUGGACGAACAAGCGGAUGGGGCGCAAACUACAAUGGAGAACUACCGGUGUUUCCUAACGGAUUCAGAGGUGUGGCUCGUGUUUUUCUGUAUGCUUCAUGGGCAACAGGUGGCCAAGAAAUUUUGGGCAUUGCUGCUGGUGAAGCGAAAAUGCCCCGCUAUGACAUGCCUCGAGCAUCGAUUAACCUCUUCAUCCGAAUCAUUCUCAUCUUCGGAUCAUCCUGCGUUCUUGUUUCCGUAAUGGUACCCUACAACGAGCCACUUUUACUUAACACCAGCAACGUGGCUGCUUCGCCGUUCGUCAUUGCUAUGGGCUAUGCUGGGAUUAAAGUCUUGCCGGACAUCAUCAAUGUUGUGCUCCUUAUCUGCCUCUGCUGCAUUGGUUCCGAGUCAAUCUUCAUUGCAUCGAGAAUCCAGACUGCUAUGUCUAAGAUGGGAAUGUUCCCCGCUAUCUUCGGACGUGUAGACACCAAGGGAAGACCCAUGAUCUCUUUGAUCAGCUGCUUCCUCAUCGCGACGGCAAUGACAUACAUGUGUGUCUCGACGACCGGGGCAAUUGCUUUCAACUGGUUCUCCUCAAUAUCUGCCACUACUACAUUCUUUGCCUGGAUGGUCAUUCCCGUCACAAAUUGGUGCAUGCACCGCGCCAUCAAAGCCCAGAACGACCCGGCGUUCUCCCUCGCUUACGCGAAUAAAAACCGUUUCUGGCCCUCCGAAUCCAUUUUCCUCUUUGUUUCAACCCUCUUCACCUUUGCUUGCACGUUCUACGUUAGUGUAAUCCCCGACUCCGGUUCUCCUUCUGCGUCCACGUUCUUCGAGACUAUGCUUUGUUUCCCAGUCUUCAUUGUGGCAUAUCUGGGGUAUAAACUUUGGUUCAGGACGAAGAUUCAAAAUCCAAAGACCGCAGAUUUGGUUAGUGGAAGGAGGGAAUUGAAUGAGGAAGAGCUGGAGUUUUUGGAUAAGUAUUAUGGGCAACCGAUGUGGAGGAGGGUGUUGAGCUAUGUUAGAUUUUAAAGGGAAUGUUGAACUUGGUCACUUCAUGGCACCCGAAGAGAUAUAAGUCAUGCUGUAUCUGGAAUCAUCUUGCCAAAUGUGGACUUGUAUAUAUACAAGAAGCUUCCUUGUCUCGAAUAAUUGUUGAUUAUAUUGUGU
Mollisia scopiformis is the source of this 2014-nucleotide messenger RNA. Its product is annotated as AAT family amino acid transporter. Gene Ontology annotation, biological process: amino acid transmembrane transport. Gene Ontology annotation, molecular function: amino acid transmembrane transporter activity. The record is from RefSeq and is a predicted model, not a curated record. Gene Ontology annotation, cellular component: membrane. The coding region runs from base 218 to 1876 and encodes 552 amino acids. The transcript is spliced from 6 exons. NCBI's taxonomy places the organism in Eukaryota, Fungi, Ascomycota, Leotiomycetes, Helotiales, Mollisiaceae.